AUGGACACCGAUCAUGCACCUGUAUGUGUUGACAUGCGGAUGCGUUUUGUCGGACGCCCACGACGACGCUGUGAUCGCAUUGACACCAGCCAACUGACAAAGCCAGCUGUUCCGAAUGCGUAUCGAAGUACGCUGACAUACGAGUUGAGUCAGCGCUCACUGGAGACAAUUGAAGGUCACUGGUUACAUGUUUAUCAGACCUUAAUAGCGUCAGGCAAAUCCUCAUGUGGUAUGUCUCAUAGCCAACAUGGAUAUUGGGUCUCUUCGCGGUCUCUGGAACUUAUCGAUGCUCACCGGCCUAUCCUGGAAGCGAACGCAAUGAAACUUGCAAAGAGCUCCGGGCAAGACUACGUGCUAACCUGA
Messenger RNA from Dicrocoelium dendriticum, 363 nucleotides. NCBI's taxonomy places the organism in Eukaryota, Metazoa, Platyhelminthes, Trematoda, Plagiorchiida, Dicrocoeliidae. The record is from the annotation of a GenBank genome assembly.